AACAGUUUCAAAAUUCAACAAGGUGUAACUUCUUCUUGUUCAUCAUCAUUGAUUCAAAUUCAUAGCUUUAAAAGCUCAAUUAAAGACAGAAAAUGAUAGACAUCUCCAAUAGUGUUUUCUUCUUCUUCACUCUUGUCACGAUUCUCCUAUCAUGUUUGGUUUAUACAUUCACGCGCCUGAGUCACAAACCCGUGAACCUCCCACCGGGUCCACCGGGUUGGCCGGUGGUUGGGAAUCUAUUACAGUUCGCGCGGUCCGGGAAACAGUUUUUUGAGUACGUCGACGAGAUGAGAAAGAUCUACGGCCCAAUUUUCACGUUAAGGAUGGGAAUCCGAACAAUGAUCAUCAUCUCCGACGCAAAUCUUGCACACCAAGCCUUGAUCGAACGUGGAGCCCAAUUCGCAACCCGACCCGUUGAAACUCCGACCCGGAAAAUCUUCAGUUCUAGCGAUAUCACCGUCCAUUCCGCGAUGUACGGUCCCGUGUGGCGAUCACUGAGACGGAACAUGGUUCAAAACAUGCUCAGCUCUAACCGGUUAAAGGAAUUCGGUUCAAUUAGAAAAUCCGCCAUUGAUAAGCUCGUGGAGAAGAUCAAAUCGGAAGCUAAAGAACACGAAGGACUCGUUUGGGUUUUGAGAAACGCUAGAUUCGCUGCUUUUUGUAUCUUGUUAGAUAUGUGUUUUGGAAUCGAAAUGGAAGAAGAAUCGAUUGAGAAGAUGGAUCAGAUGAUGACGGAGAUUUUAAUCGCCGUUGAUCCACGAAUUCACGAUUACCUUCCGAUUCUAACUCCGUUUUACUUCAAGGAGAGGAAAAAGGCUCUGCAACUUCGCCGGAAACUUGUCGAAUUCGUCGUUGGAUUCAUCGAGAAGCGACGUUCGGCAGUUCGAAAUCCCGGCUCCGAUAAAACGGCGACGUCUUUCGCGUAUCUAGAUACUAUAUUCGAUCUCAGAGUCGAUGGACGUGAAACGACGCCGUCUGAUGAAGAUCUCGUGACUCUGUGUUCGGAGUUUCUCAACGCCGGCACGGAUACGACGGGGACGGCGAUAGAGUGGGGAAUCGCGGAGCUGAUUUCGAAUCCAGAGAUUCAAUCUCGGCUGUACGAUGAGAUUAAAUCAACGGUGGGAGAUGAUCGUACGGUAGAGGAGAAAGAUUUGGAUAAAAUGGUCUUUUUACAAGCUUUUGUUAAGGAGCUUCUCCGGAGACGUCCGCCGACGUAUUUUACGUUAACUCACGGCAUUACGGAGCCGACGACUCUCUCCGGUUACGAUAUUCCGGUUGGAGCUAAUGUUGAGUUUUAUCUUCCGGGUAUAAGUGAGGACCCGAAGAUCUGGUCUAAACCGGAGAAAUUCGACCCGGACCGGUUUAUAACAGGUGGAGAAGACGCCGAUUUAACCGGAGUCGCCGGGGUUAAGAUGAUGCCGUUCGGAAUUGGCCGUCGGAUUUGCCCGGGGCUUGGAAUGGCGGUCGUACACGUGGAGCUAAUGCUAGCGAGGAUGGUUCAAGAGUUCGAGUGGACCACGUACCCGCCGGGGAGCCAAGUGGAUUUCACCGGCAAAUUGGUGUUCGCGGUGGUAAUGAAGAAUCCGUUGAGAGCGAGGGUUAAAGCUAGGGUUUAAGUUCUGUGGUUUGACUUUUUUAACUUGACCAAACCCCGGUUCAAGAGAAAGUUCGCAUAUUGUGUAAUUUGAUGUGGUUUAAUUAAAUGUUAUGCUACUC
Messenger RNA from Arabidopsis arenosa, 1716 nucleotides. NCBI's taxonomy places the organism in Eukaryota, Viridiplantae, Streptophyta, Magnoliopsida, Brassicales, Brassicaceae. The record is from the annotation of a GenBank genome assembly.